AUGACGACGAUGGUUAUGGAUACGAAAUUAAAAAAAGAUUUUUUAGAAGCGGAGGAAAAUAUUCAAAAAAUAUCGAAAAAAUUAAAAAACGAAAGAAUAUCGUUGAUAAAAAGAAAAUUUAAUUUAAAUAAUUUUGUCACACCGGAAUCACCCGCUAAAACAAAUUUUAAUAAAAAUGGCGAACGCGAUGAUGAUGACGUAUUAAUAAAAUCAAUUAAUGAUAUAAAUUCAUCUUUUGUACCUUUAAAUCAAAAUUACGUUAAUCAAAAUGAUUUUGAUAAAAUUUUAAUUGAUAAUAAAAAUAAAACCAUUUGGCCGAGCAGAAGAAUAGACGAAUUGCAAAAUUAUUACAUUCAAAAACAAUAA
Molecule: messenger RNA, 366 nt
Organism: Pediculus humanus corporis (human body louse)
Lineage: Eukaryota; Metazoa; Arthropoda; Insecta; Psocodea; Pediculidae
Exons: 2
Coding region: 1-366 (121 amino acids)
Source: RefSeq, a predicted model, not a curated record